AUCUUUUAGCCCUCUGAUCUCCGUUAGGCUCUCCCACAGUAGCGAACAAAGAAAAAUUGAGGAGUAGAGAUACAGAGAGAGGCAGUCAAACUGGGAGUAUAGGAUAUACAUGACACAGAUCAGCAGGUAAAGGCCUGGCUGGCAGUGAAUUGGGAGGCUGGAGGGGAUUUCCAUGUUUAGACCCUGCUGACUACUGCUGCUGGCGUUCCCAGUCUCCUGAGAGAUCUAUCGGACCCCCCACACCACCCAGCAGCUGCUCAACUGCUCAACAAGUUAAAGGCUGCAACUGCUGAACCACACCAUGCAGAGGAGUCCCCUCUCCGCAAACAUAGCUGCUCAGCAAAAUCAGAGUGAAGCAGGGUCCUCUAAUAACUUUGAGGCGUUAGGAUGCCACGAGCAGCUGGAUCCAAAGGACAGCCAGGACUCUGAGGACCCCAGAGAAUACUGUUAUGGCGGGUACCAUCCUGUCCAGAUAGGUGACACUUUCAACAGAAGAUACCAGGUGGUUUCUAAGCUUGGCUGGGGCUAUUUCUCCACUGUCUGGCUGUGUCUCGACCUCAAGCUGGGUCGGCGUGUCGCUGUGAAGGUGCUGAAGAGCGGACCUGGCUUCACCCAGGCAGGACAGGAUGAACUUGCUCUCCUACGAUGCGCAAGUGGUCCUACGAGCCGACAUCCCUUCAGUCAAAGGAUCGUUCAGCUGCUAGAUGAGUUCAAGCUGGCUGGGGUCAACGGGGUCCACAUGUGCCUGGUGCUGGAGCUGUUGGGGCCCGACUUGAGAGGCUGGCAGCUCUGUUUUGGGAAUCCUGGACUGACGCAGCCUUUGGUCAAACAAAUACUUACUCAGGUUCUGCAGGGCCUGGACUACCUUCACACUCAGUGUAAAAUCAUCCACACAGACAUCAAGCCUGAGAACAUCCUGCUGUGUCUGGAGGAGCAGUCCCACAAAGUACCAGCAGGGGACAGCAGCUGCUCCUCUGUACUGACUGGGAAAGAAGCCAAGUCCACAGGGAAAGAGCAGGUCAAUCCAUACAGGUUAAAGGACAUUACAGUGAAGAUUGCUGACCUGGGCAGCUCCUGCUGGGUGUACAAACAUUUCUGUGAGGAGAUUCAGACCCGUCAGUAUCGCUCACUGGAGGUUUUACUUGGAUCUGACUAUGGCCCGCCUGCUGACAUCUGGAGUGUCGCCUGCAUGGCCGUUGAAUUGGUCACAGGAGACUCUCUGUUUGAACCCAAAGCUGGAGAGAGCAUUUCCCUGGAGGAAGACCAUAUAGCCCAGAUCAUGGAGCUGCUUGGUAAAAUCCCCCCAGCUGUUGCCUUGUCGGGUAAAUACUCUGCAGAGUACUUCAGCCGCAGAGGUGACCUGCGUCGUGUUGGUUUACUGAGGUUCUGGAGCCUCUACGAUGUUCUGGUGGAGAAAUACCAUUUCCCGUUGGAGGAUGCCACUGGAUUCUCAAACUUCCUUCUGCGCAUGUUGGAUUACUAUCCGGAGAGGAGGGCCACCGCUGCACAGUGCCUCCGCCACCCUUGGCUGACCUCCUGAUGUAGCCUCCUAAAGGCCCCGCCAGCCUCAUCCCCAUCUGCAGUCCUCCGCAGACAGAUACUGCCAGCAGCUCGACCUGGCCAACAUCUGAUCAUACCAGCCACAGACUCAAUCUGUGAGAUGUUCAAAAUGCAGAGGGAAUCUUUGAGUUUUUAUACUAAAGGAAUCCAAAGAGCUAUUUAGAAGACUGUUUGUAUGUCACUCACAUUUAUUUGUGAAAUCCUGUGGAAUGUGAUGUUGUCCUUAUUCAAUACCAGGUAGAGAAUAGGAAGCUCCAUUUAGCACUUUAUGCUAAGGCUUUUUUUAUAUAUAGAUCUUCUCAAGUGUAGACCAGAGAGGAGAGACUUGACUUGAUUGCCAGAUCUUUGAGUCCUGUAAGUAGAAGCUCUUUUGAGGAGAAAAUGAUUCUGUGUCAUCUCUUGCCACACUGACAUGCCUGACACUGCGAGCCAGUGUGAACUUUCAGUGCAGCUAUUAUUUGGAAGAAUUGAAUGUUAAUAAUUAAAGUGAUUAAAAAAAAGUGUACAUUUUAUGAUUUUCACAUUGUAUGUACUUUAGAGUUUCUUUUCUUUUAGUUUACUUUUUGUAAAGUGUAAUGAACAGCCAGAUU
Molecule: messenger RNA, 2150 nt
Organism: Epinephelus moara (kelp grouper)
Lineage: Eukaryota; Metazoa; Chordata; Actinopteri; Perciformes; Serranidae
Product: SRSF protein kinase 3
Exons: 13
Coding region: 302-1540 (412 amino acids)
Biological process (GO): protein phosphorylation; regulation of mRNA processing; spliceosomal complex assembly
Molecular function (GO): ATP binding; protein kinase activity
Source: RefSeq, a predicted model, not a curated record